AUGGUUAUCUCUCCUGACGGUAUGCGAGAGCUGAGAUCCCGCGUAUCUUUCACUCAGCUGAGAUUCCACUGCCGUAAACAGCAACAUGGACGAACAUUUCAUGUCAAAACGGCCGCGAACGGCUCUGGUGAAGCUGUAGUCGGGUUUUUCGGCGGUGAUACUGACGUUAUUCCCAAAGCCUGUGGCUCAUUUGAGAAACUGAAGGGAGACAACUCAGUCCUUGCAAGUAGAUGCGCAGAAUGGGGGAGGGAAAACGGCGUGUAUCACGUUGGAAAAUGGGUAGAUGAAAGGCAUAAGGGGUUGCAUUUGUACCCAGCAUUCAUUGCAUAUUACCAUCAUUGGGUCACGUCGCCAGGCCAUGACAGAUGGGAAUGUGAUGACAUGGCAAAAGAUUUGUCGCGCGGCGACUUUUGGAAAAUUUAUGUCCGUUAAUUAAUGCAACACUUUGCGACUCUUUAGUGGAAACUCUCGUAACUGGUGUUAAAGGAGCAAACGAAGAUACGUUAAGAUUAGAGCAUCUUGAACUCUUAGCUCAAGGUUUUUGCGCCUGUCGAAAAUCCGUUGUUUUGUUGCACGUCUUAAACAUUAUAUCUCAACUUGUAUGUAUUGUUAUGGAAAGGAAGAAUCAGAAACCAAUAUACACCUGAAGCACGUCACUCAAGUUGUCAGGGGUGUGUACUUUAUGUAGCCCGCACUCUUUGCUGGUUUUGCUUUAUAACAAUAAUUCGGCAUACUAUAACACACUUUUUAUCGAUCAUUGACCAAUCAGAGAUGAGACGUUUCUUUAUGAAUAUAAAAUAACAAUGUAUCAGUCAAAUUAACCUUUCAUGCGACUCCUGAUAAGAUAAUUCAAUCUUUUUUUUUUAUUAUAAAUAUGUAUAUUCUUACAUGUCUUAUAGAAAAUGUUGGUGUUCAUCGCGGUUUUUCAGAUAAAUUAACGUCAAGAAGUACACAAAGAAGUAUUGAAAAAGCAAGAAACGUUAGGUAGACAUGAGUGGAAAGGAGCUGGAAUUUAGAGCACUUGUUGCAGUUGCUAUUUUCCAAAGUAACUUUAAACUCAACAGAUUGUAGUGCUGUGUAUGAUUCUCUUUUAGCCUUGUCAUCAUGAAACCAAUAGUUCAGUUUAUUCAUAGUUACCUCCAUCAGGAGGGAUGUGCUUAUCUCGUUGUUAUUUAUUUUCAACUUUGUUUAAUUUGUUUGUUAAUUUUUUGCUCUGAAAGCGGAUCCUUAGACUUGGGAAUAAACACGAAACUUAGCUGACAGUUUUACUCAUACAUUAUUAUUAAGGAAUUGAAAGUAAGGGCAUAAAUCAACAAUAAUGAACUAUUUUGAGGACUUCCCCACAUGCUGACGUAUGGCGAGAUUUGGAACAAUUUAAAAGGAAUCUUUUCUUGUAAAAUUACUCACCCCCUUAGGGCGAUUUAUUCCUCGCCCCACCUUUUUGUUUUUGUUAAAAUAAAAGAUUGCAGGUAGGAUGUUCACCGAGAAGAAACUGAGCACUCAUUCCCAAUAUUUCGCCUGCUCUGUUGGCUAGAGAAUUGAAGGAAGCUUUUUUUUCCUUUUUUCAUGUACAAAUAUUAUUUAAUUGAGUUUCCAAGAAGUCUCCCAUUACAUAACCUGCUUAUUCGAGAUUGAUAAUUGAUAUUAACUAAAAAGUUAAGGUAUCACAAAAGUUAAAAGACAUUAAUUUUGUUACACUUAACAAAUUUUUAAUGGGCAAAUAUUAUGUUAGGGCACUGUCUCCAUUUCCAGGACAUCCAGAAUUAUAUGGUUGAAUCGUAUGGUUGAAAGUAAGGAGAAUUACAAAUUUGGUCUGGGAGUUAAAGAGUUAACCUCUGUUCUGAUUGUUAGGUGUGAUUAUUUUGGUUUUGGUUUUUUGCCACUGCAUGAAGUGUAGGUAUUUUAGCAAGUAGAAAUAUAAAUAGCAUCACUAAUUGUGUGCGAUCGAUAUUCGUUCGCUUUUGCGAUCAUAAUUCACGUUUGAAUAUGAAAUAUAGCGUGUUAUAAAUAGGAGUAGGUUUACAUUCACCGACACAGCGGUCAAACUUCUGCGCAUGCGCAGACACUUUCACACUGCUAGGAUCAAGUUGUCUCACAAUGAUUUUAAACAACCAGACACCUCUAAGCAAAUAACCUUUGCCUGCGAAAAGUCUUAAUUUUUCCUGUUUUCUACUUUCAUUUCCCUUUACAAUUCUCUAGGUACUGAAUUUUGAGUCACAAUGGUCGUUACUUAUGUUUUCCUAUUUAAAUUUUACACGAAAAUGGGCGAACGGUUAGCCAAGAUUGACUCAUUUGCGCAUGCCUUAAGUAGAAUGGGGGAUGGAAAAGGGCGCGUAUCGUGUUGGAAAAUGGGGACAUGAAGGGCAUAAGAUGCUGUCUGUAUACUCAGCAUUCAUUGUGGGUAGCUAUUGUUGGAUCACUUGGCCAGGUUCUAACGUAUGGCAAUGUGAUGAUACUUUGGAGAAUAUUGCUGCAUCUUGUGGCUUCUGGAGAAUUUAUGUCCGUUGAUAACUUUGCCGUCACUUCUGCGUUCUAGAGCAUUUUCUAUUUACUUUUGAGACGCUAGCAUUCAGUACUACUAUUUAAGAAGUUGCAUUAUGUCAAAUAGUAAAUUAUCUUUCAAAAUAUUGUCGAUUAGAGGAAGACUUCAUUAAGUUAAUUCAGGCGCAAGUUCUUAAAGUUGGCAAUGUUCUGCAGGUACUGAAAGUUGGACAUUACAAUUUUCUCAUAGUACUCAAGGUUGUAACUUGCAAAUCGUUUGGGUAACUUUAUUCAAUAUCUUGAUGUACUACAUUGUAUCAGCAAAUUAAAUUGGCUUUAAAGUGCAAAGUCUCCUGUAGAGAGUCGUUCCGCUUUCGAGUUUAGUCAUCCAAUCAAAUGAAGAAGAGAAUGUACGAAUGUUAUCAACUCUUGGAGGAUUGAAAAAGAAUCCAAAAUGAGAAGUAAUGCUGUAGAUUGUUCCAAAACUUAAACAAAGAGCACUGGGAAAAAAUCCGUAAAUAAUGAAAAAAUAAUGAUUUGUUAUCAUCAACAGUAUUCAAAGCACAUCAGGUUGAUGAGGCCGUGGAAAUCAGUGAGAAUAUCUUAAAUAGAUUCAGUUCCAAUUGUAUGAAACAAAGCGAGGCUAAAAAUCCCAGCUGAUUAAAAUAACGAAAAUACAAUUUUCCCGAAUGUUUUCAAAUUUUAUUCAUAUCAACAUUGAAUUAAUUGUCAUUGAAGCUGAAUAGUGAUUGCAAUGAGGCAAUAUUUCCUUUUUUACAGCUUUGAAAAAAAUUUGAGGAUCUAAGAUUUUCUUGUACUCAUAACUCUUAGAUCAUAUUUUUGUUGGUAAUUUCAUGGAAAAGAGUGUUGUUAAAAACGAAUUUGAAUGCCAGGAGAAAUGUGCUGAGAAGGAAAGCCGCUGUAAAUCGUGUAACGUUUACCUGGAGGAAAACGAUGUAAUUUGUGAGCUGAACGACAAAACUCGACUGAUGAAAGCAGCUGAUUUUAAAAAGAGGAGAGGAUCUACUUACUACGGUUUGGUGCAGGUAAGUUCAGUUGUUUGCGUGAAUUCCUUUAAAUUACGUUUUCUUGGUUCAUACUUAAAUUCAUUAAUCGGCGAUCUUGACAACUCCCGUUUCACGAAGUCGCGUUUUCGCUCUUUGACUACUGAAAUACAUAUAUUUUUGUUUUUUUGGCUCUUUCAAGAAAGUUCGAAUGGAAAAAUACGAUGGGAAAUAUAUAUUUUUGUUUGUUUGUUUUUUUUAACUUUUUCAACAAAGUUCGAAUGACAAAAUACGAUUUCUUCGUGUUUAGUGUUUACCUUGUCAUCGAUAUUUAUUUCGUGCGAGGAAAUCAAUCGACGAAUUAUUUUUGCAGUUAAACAAUGAAACUGGUUAGAUGGAAUUUCUUUGUUUAAACAAAGUUUACUGAAGUCAGUUCUCUGUCUCAAUGCAUCCAUCUAUCUUCUGACUUUUAGAAAGAGUUUCUCAGUUAUUUAUGAUCGGCAAGUUUCCCAAAAAUACAAUUCAAUUGAAACUUAGAAGUGAAAAUACUUCGGUUCCCGAGAAAUGUGCAAAAUUUCCUUUUCAAAUUAUUUAGUUGCUUUGAACUUGAAGGAGAAAUGAAUCGGAAUUAACUAUUAGAAAUCUGCAACCGUGACUGCAAUAUUUGAUUAGUUCAACAUAAAAACGUCAUCAAAAUACAUGAAAACUUGCAACCGUGACUGCAAUAUUUGAUUAUUUGAACAUAAAAACGUCAUCAAAGUACAUAAAAACUUCGAAAAACUUGAAAAAAUGUUUAAAACUGUUCACCAAAUAUUUGGAGACAUUUAAUAAUCACAUUUGACCGGUAUAAUAUGUUCCGAAUCUUUUUCAACGUAGAUUUCCUGCAUUAAAGUUUUUCACGAUGAGAAAGCAGCGAGAAACUCCGGCCAUUGUCAUCCAGGACGCAAAGGGAAAGGCUGCCUAACACGUGAGAAACACUCCAUGUUUUCAACUUCCCUAAGCCCUUACCAUGCAAAUUUUUUAUUGUACCUGCGAGUGAAAAAACAGAAACAGACAGAAACACAUACACGGGUGUGUCGUGAUUCACAUCUCAUUCGGUACAGCUACACCAAGAAGAAAUUUACGUUUGACUGCAUAAGUAAAUGGUCCUAAAUAUCUCACAUCCUCCAUGUCUAUAUUACCCUGCUGACCAAGAACAGCCAUCCGCGACCAAGAUGGUCCGAAUGGAUAAAAACAUAGCACAACUAUUCUUCAAAGCGAAAUUAUUUGGCAAUUGACCCUAAACCAUGACACUAAAAAAUAAAACAUAUUUGUACCUGGCUGGUCUUCCCGUCAUCCUGCUCUGUCCUGCAAGCAGAUUUUGGAAGCUGGAGACUCAAAAGGAGACGGGGAGUACUGGAUCGACCCUGAGAAAAAUGGAAGUUCUUUAAAAGUAUUUUGUGACAUGACAACUGAUGGAGGUAAGCACUGCAAAUAACUCUUUUCCGCAAUUUUGACUGUGUAUUGAACAGCAAAGCUGCAGAGGUAAACGCUUGUGGUAUUUAAACCUGGGAAGAAAUAAAAAAAAAAAAAAAACCAAAAUAUACUGAAAAAUGAUUAAAUACAGAAAAAUAUUCAAAGAAUGCUACGGACAAAAGAAGACAAAACAAAAACAUCUGUUUUAGGGUAGGAGUUUAAGGUGUGGCCUGCAUUUCAAGUGAAAGUUCCAAAAGGCUGGAACCAAACCAGCAGGAUUUUUUUAAGACUCCUUCAGAGUAGCAGGAGCUGAAAAACAGCGAAAAACUCCAGUUUGUGGUCAAAGCAGGGUUUCAAUCUGGAGCCACUGAGGUUAUAACAAGCGAAAAAAACAAUUCUACUAUCUUUUCUUCUCGGCCAUGGCCAUUUUUUAUUGUAAAAACAACAGUGGGUCGUGGAAGAGCUCUUUCCGGUCAACGAAGAAACGCGGUUCACAUUUUUUUUAAUAUUUGGCAGGAGGCUGGCUCCUAAUCUAUAACGUUAUUGCUGGAGGAACUGUGCCCCCCACCAAGUUGAAUAUUGAAAAGACAUAUGCAGGAGUCAGUCGCUACAGCAGCAACAGAAUGGUUCUCUCUCCUGAAGGUAUGCAAGAGCUGAGAUCCCGCAUAUCUUUCACUCAGCUGAGAUUCCACUGCCGUAAACAGCAACAUGGACGAACGUUUCAUGUCAAAACAGCCGCCAACAGUUCUGGUGAAGCUGUAGUCGGGUUUUUCUGCGGUGAUACCGACGUUUUUCCCAAAGCCUGUGGCUCAUUUGAGAAACUCAAGGGAGACAACUCAGUCCUUGCAAAUAAAUGCGCAGAAUGGGGCAAGGAAAACGGCACGUAUCGUGUUGGAAAAUGGGGACAUGAGGGGCAAAAGGAGCUGUAUAUAUACUCAGCAUUCGUUCCGAACCACUAUCAUUGGGUCACGUGGCCAGGCAGUAACAGAUGGGAAUGUGAUGACAUGGCGAACGAAUUGUCGUGCGGCGACUUUUGGAAGAUUUAUGUCCGUUAA
Messenger RNA from Pocillopora meandrina, 5995 nucleotides. NCBI's taxonomy places the organism in Eukaryota, Metazoa, Cnidaria, Anthozoa, Scleractinia, Pocilloporidae. The record is from the annotation of a GenBank genome assembly.